CCCGCCGGCUAGGUGAAGGUGAGAGUCUCCUCCAGCCAGCGCCUGUAGACUGAACCGAGUGGCUUAAGAAUCACGGAGGGGACUCCUGGCUAACUCCAGCUCUCUCGCCAUGGCGCCUCCGUCAGUGUUUGCAGAGGUUCCUCAGGCUCAGCCUGUCCUUGUGUUUAAGCUCACUGCCGACUUCCGAGAGGAUCCGGACCCCCGCAAGGUCAACCUGGGAGUUGGAGCUUAUCGCACAGAUGACUCCCAGCCCUGGGUUUUGCCUGUCGUGAGGAAGGUGGAACAGAAGAUAGCUAACGACAGUAGCCUAAACCACGAGUAUUUGCCGAUCCUGGGCCUACCGGAGUUCCGGGCUCUCGCUUCCCGCCUUGUCCUUGGGGAGAGCAGCCCAGCUCUCCAGGAGAAGCGGGUGGGAGGUGUGCAGUGUUUGGGGGGAACAGGUGCAAUUCGAAUUGGAGCCGAUUUCUUAUCACGAUGGUACAACGGAACAAACAACAAGGACACACCUGUCUAUGUAUCCUCACCAACCUGGGAGAAUCAUAAUGCUGUGUUUACUGCUGCUGGAUUUAAAGAUAUUCGGUCCUAUCACUAUUGGGAUGCAACGAAGAGAGGACUUGACCUCCAGGGUUUCCUCAAUGAUCUGGAGAAUGCUCCUGAGUUUUCCAUCUUUGUCCUCCAUGCCUGUGCACACAACCCGACUGGCACUGACCCAACCCCAGAGCAGUGGAAGCAGAUCGCCUCCGUCAUGAAGCGCCGGUUUCUGUUUCCCUUCUUUGACUCGGCCUAUCAGGGCUUCGCGUCUGGAGACCUAGAGAAAGACGCCUGGGCCAUUCGCUAUUUUGUGUCUGAAGGAUUCGAGCUCUUCUGUGCCCAGUCCUUCUCCAAGAACUUUGGGCUCUACAAUGAGCGUGUGGGGAAUCUGACUGUGGUUGCAAAAGAACCUGAUAGCGUCCAGCGGGUCCUUUCCCAGAUGGAGAAGAUUGUGCGAAUUACUUGGUCUAAUCCACCUGCUCAGGGAGCGAGGAUUGUGGCCACUACCCUCUCUGACCCUGCGCUCUUUAAGGAAUGGACCGGCAAUGUAAAGACAAUGGCUGACCGGAUUCUGACCAUGAGAUCUGAACUCAAGGCACGAUUAGAAGCUCUUAAGACCCCUGGAACCUGGAACCACAUCACUGAUCAAAUUGGAAUGUUCAGCUUCACCGGGUUGAACCCCAAGCAGGUUGAAUAUCUGGUCAGUGAAAAGCACAUCUAUCUGCUGCCAAGUGGUCGGAUCAACAUGUGUGGCGUAACCAGCAAAAAUAUAGAUUACGUGGCCACCUCCAUCCAUGAAGCAGUCACCAAAAUCCAGUGAAAAAGCAACGACGACACCAGCACCACCAAAGCGGUCCUGUCACGUGUGUCCCCUGCCUGCACAAACCUAGUUGUAUACAUCAUGGAUUAAUUAGACUUUUGCGGGACUGAAAGUCUGCUCUGGAGGGGUGGCCUCUGCCUAAACUGGUUCCACGUGAAGGGAACAUCCGUUGAAAAGAAACGUGGGCCUGGGAUGAGAGCCCUUUUGGAGGCCAGAGCAAACGAAGCUUUCUAUUUAAGAAUAAAACGGUACUUUUGAUCAUGAGGCGUAGCUAUCUUGCCCCCUCACUAGAAACAGGAGUCUUGCUGUGUUGCUUGUGUGCUUCUGUGUGUUGCCUGACUCUAUAAAGUCUAGUCCCAAAGUUCAAGUUGUCUGAAGAGCCACAUGUGAUUGUGGGUGUUGUUUGUCAUUAAAACUCAUCAUCUCUA
Phyllostomus hastatus (greater spear-nosed bat) is the source of this 1779-nucleotide messenger RNA. RefSeq names its product glutamic-oxaloacetic transaminase 1 (gene GOT1). Gene Ontology annotation, biological process: L-aspartate biosynthetic process. Lineage: Eukaryota; Metazoa; Chordata; Mammalia; Chiroptera; Phyllostomidae. Gene Ontology annotation, cellular component: cytosol. The record is from RefSeq and is a predicted model, not a curated record. The transcript has 9 exons. Bases 110 to 1351 code for a protein of 413 amino acids. Gene Ontology annotation, molecular function: pyridoxal phosphate binding; L-aspartate:2-oxoglutarate transaminase activity.